Messenger RNA from Clonostachys rhizophaga, 2643 nucleotides. NCBI's taxonomy places the organism in Eukaryota, Fungi, Ascomycota, Sordariomycetes, Hypocreales, Bionectriaceae. The record is from the annotation of a GenBank genome assembly.
AUGAGCGAGGAUUAUUUCUCUAAGAAGGGCAAGCAGCCUGCACGCCGCGAUGCCGGCCGGCGGUCCCCUCAGGACGACACCGCCAAAUCACCCUCAGAUCACAAAUAUAUGACCGUCGGAUCCGGAGCCCAGCCACAGCACAGUACAAGGCUUAUGAAUAUGAUGGAGAAGGACUCUGGAUACGGAGGAAGUGUUCCAGAUGAGGAUCAUCCCGGCCUGACUGCCGUUGCAGGCACCCAACGCCCCCAUCGACAACAAACGGGAGCGAUCCACCAGAUGUGGUACAAUUCCCAACGAAGCAAACUUAGUCGAUCGAUCAACCUAGUACUCGAACUUCUGGAUAGCCUGCGAGAUAUUAAUGCGGCAUGGCCAGCACAUUAUCCUUCGGUCCAACGAACCGUGGCAGCCGAAGCCGAAGACAUCGACUCAUCGUUUAGACCUGGCCUCUCUAAAACCGAUUCUUUUCUUCCAGAUAACCGACGUGGUAUGAAUCCAGCAAAGCUGAGGCGAUCUUUAACGUCGGUUGAGGAUCAUCUCGCUGAAUCCAGCCGAGCCGCUGAAAAUCGAACCGCAGCCGAACCACGACUCGUUAGUCCUCAGAUCGCUCAGGAAUUCUCGAUUUUGAAGCUGGAUCUAAAGCUCGGGGCCCUCCACCAGGCGGAAUUAGUUCACUCUCUCGAGAAGAGUUCCAUUGCAUCGCUGUUGGACGGCAAGAUCAGUUCGAGCAUGAAACACCUACUCGCCCUUCGGGAACGAAUUGCCGACACAUCAAGCAAAGUCUUGAUCACUGGUGAUCUGAAUGCCGGCAAGUCAACCUUUUGCAAUGCCUUGUUGAGAAGGAAGGUUCUCCCCGAAGACCAACAACCUUGCACGGCGAUUUUCUGCGAAGUUCUUGAUGCCAGGGAGAAUGCUGGCAUCGAGGAAGUCCAUGCUGUGCACAAGGAUGCAACAUAUGAUCGGAACGAUGAGUCAACAUACGACGUGUUUUCUUUGAAAGAGUUGGAAAAUAUCGUGAUCGACAAUGAAACCUAUACCCAGUGCAAGAUUUAUGUUAGAGAUUCUCGAAGCAUCGACGAGUCCCUUCUUAACAACGGUGUAGUGGAUAUUGCGCUUAUUGAUGCUCCCGGCCUGAACUCGGACACAACAAAGACAACUGCCAUCUUCGCUCGCCAGGAGGAGAUUGACGUCGUGGUAUUUGUGCUCUCUGCUGCCAACCACUUUACCCAAUCUGCCCAAGAGUUUAUUUUGGCUGCCGCUGCUGAGAAGGCAUACAUAUUCAUUGUUGUCAAUGGGUUCGACUUUAUCCGGGAUAAGGAACGAUGCAAGAAGAUUAUUCUCAACCAAGUCGCUGGACUCAGCCCACGGACCCAUAAAGAAUCUUCCGAACUCGUUCACUUCGUCUCCAGUAAUGCUAUCCCAGCACCUGGAGGUCCUUCCGGUGGCGGUGGUGGAGAUCCUGGCGACGACGAUGACAAGGGCAAAGGAAAAGAUGCCGACAAGGUACGAGACUUCGAGGCACUGGAGCAGUCUCUGCGGAGAUUCGUGCUGGAAAAGCGAGCUCGCUCCAAACUCGCCCCCGCACGCACAUACCUUCUAAACAUCCUGAAUGACAUGAACACCUUGUCAACUGUCAAUCGUGAUGUUGCCCAAGCAGAGCUGGAGAGAGUGACAGCCGAGCUCAAGGAGCUUGAGCCCGAGCUUGAAUCCCGCAAAAAGGCCCGCUCCGAGGUCAGCGACCGAGUUGACCGAGGUAUUGAGGAAACAUGUCAAGAUGUCUACGAGCACAGCCGAGCAGAGUUGACGGCAGCCAUCAAAUUUGCAGGCAAUGCGGAGUAUGACGUUGUAUAUCCUGGAUUCCUGAGCGCCUUCCAAUACGCCGAAGAACUCAAGGACGCCAUGCUCUCCCACAUUGCCGAGUCGGUCACUCAGGUGGAGGAGUAUGCUCGUAAAGAGACUGUCAGGGGUGUGAACACGAUGAAACAGCUGGGUAUUCUCCACGUUGGUGAUGAGUUCAAGAACCUCACAUUCCGUUCAGACGUCAUGUUUCGACGUAAGAAGGAUGCUCUUGCGCGUGAUGUUCAUAUUCCUACUGAGCUAUUGGACUUUGUUGAUUGGUCUACUUUGAUGCACCAACAGGAAAAGUAUGCUGGAACAGGCAUGGCAUUGACGAUUGCCGGUGCUGUAGUGCCCCGUAUGAUCGGAAUGGGCACAUGGGUGGACCAGGCCCUCGCGGCCACUCGCCUGGUUGGUAACGAGAAUCUGCGCCAUCUCAUUAUCCCCGGCAUCAUCGUUGCUGCUUUCGCAGCAUCGGCGUACAUCGUACAGCAGAUUCCCAACUCUUUGCCUCGGCGCCUUGCCGCCAAGAUCUCCUCUCAACUGACGGAGUUGGACUAUGUUCACGCCAACUCGUCUCGUAUCACCACAUCUGUUCGACGUGUCCUCCGGGUACCAGCGGACAACCUCCGUGUCGGUCUCGAGCAGACUGUGAAGGAUCUAGACACACGCCGGGAAGACACAAUCAAGGUCAAGGGCGAAAGCGAGCGGGCAUCCGAGUUCUUCCGAUCACUGGUCAAGCGCAGUAGUGAUGAAAGACAUGUGCUUGAGGCAAUGGACUUGGAUGCACCACCACCUGGUGUGGACUAA